Molecule: messenger RNA, 894 nt
Organism: Caenorhabditis remanei
Lineage: Eukaryota; Metazoa; Nematoda; Chromadorea; Rhabditida; Rhabditidae
Exons: 6
Coding region: 1-894 (297 amino acids)
Biological process (GO): intracellular protein transport
Cellular component (GO): SNARE complex; vacuolar membrane
Molecular function (GO): soluble NSF attachment protein activity; syntaxin binding
Source: RefSeq, a predicted model, not a curated record
AUGUCAGCCAACGCAUCUCGUCUGAAAGAGGCUUCAGAAUGCGAGCGAAAAGCAGAAGAGUGUAUGAAGACGUCAAUGAUAAAACUGAAAUUCAAGCCCGACUACGAUGGAGCGGCCUACUCGUUGGAAAGAGCCGCCGUCUGCUAUCGGAAUGCUCAGGAGCCGAGAAAGGCGGCCGAUUCGUUGCUCAAAGCGGCUCAGUACUAUCAGGAGAAUCGGAAUCUUUUUCAUGCGGCAAAAGCCCGUGAAGGCGCCGCAAUGUUGCUCCGUGAUAUAAAAGAGUUCGCGGAGGCUGUGAAACUGUUCGAAAAGGCGAUAGAUGGAUACGCGGAGAGCGGAAAUCUGGACACCGCCGCGUUGACUGUCGAGAAGGCGGCCGAUGUGUUGAAGAACGAUGAUCCGAAGAAGGCGUUGGCGAUCUACCAACGUGGUUUGGCUCUAGUUCAACAAUCGGAUCGGGCGAAAAUGGCGAGUCAAUUCUUGAAACAAAUCACAAAACUCUCAUUACAACUCGAGGAUUAUAAGGGAGCACUCGUCUCGAUUCGAGAGGAAAUCGAGAAAUUCGUCGAGAUUCGGGAAUAUCCACGUAUCGGUCAACUCGGCAUCGGUCUCGUCAUUGUUAAUUUGGCAAUGGAGGAUUCGGUGGCGGCGUUGAAAGAUUAUAGUUGGGUUGUGAGUCUAUCACCGGAUAUGCAGAUAUCAGAAGACGGUCGAGUGUGCGAGAAUCUGAUUGGAUACUACGACGCAGGCGAUGACGAAAGUUUCCAGAAUGUUCUCAAGUGUGGAGUAUUGAGAUCGAUGGAUAACGAGUACCUCCGUGUGAUGAAGAAUCUGAAAGCACCCGGUGGAAAUGGUGGAAUCGCCGAGGACGACGAUGAGGAAGGAUUGUGUUAA